CAGUACAGCUCUCACAGCGUCCCGGGACACAAGCCCCCCACCCUAGUCAUAAUAGUGCGCUUGUUUACUUUUGUCGUUUUUCGCGGUCGCGUAGGCGUACAUAGUGAUUCGACACACUAGUGUGCGAUCGGUAUGAACAAAGUGUGAAAUGGUGUUGGACUCUGGCGUCGGGGAUGUGCUCGAGAUGCAGCAGGAGAAGACCAAAACGGAGGAAGAGCGGACAGAGGAAGCGGCCACGGAGGUCGGGGUGAGUGAGGAAUUGCUGCAGAGAUCGCUGCAGAGUAUGGCGCUGACGCUGCAGACCGCCAUGAUGUCGUCGCUGCAGCAAGCUGCACUGUUGCCCCCCAACUCACCCGCGGCUGCAGCGCUGAACCUACAAGCCUUCGAGUCCUACCUGACGCUACAUCGCCUCAGCACGACCGUCCAGAGGCCGUCCAGUCCCGCGGCUUCGCUACCGGACGAUCUACCCUCUGAGGAGCUCGAGGACGACCCUAGCCUCCUAGAGGACGAGGGUGAUGACGACCCCCCUCCCCCCACCGCCACCUCCCCCAACCCCCAGUUCCCGGCGUUCCCCGGGGAGUCUUUCUACCCUUCGCUGCUUCUUUUUCAGCCCGAGGGUUCUAAUACGUCAAAAACGGCGACAAAACAAAAAGCGUCUGCACCAUCCUCCUCCUCCUCGACAUCCACGACUUCGCGACCAAAGAAGCAGUUCAUCUGCAAGUUCUGCAAUAGACAGUUCACCAAGUCGUACAACCUGCUGAUCCACGAGCGCACUCACACGGACGAGCGACCUUACUCGUGUGACAUCUGCGGCAAGGCGUUCCGUCGUCAGGACCAUCUCAGAGACCACAGGUACAUCCACAGCAAGGAGAAGCCGUUCAAGUGCGGAGAGUGCGGCAAGGGGUUCUGUCAGUCGCGUACUCUGGCGGUACACAAGAUCCUCCACCUGGAGGAGUCUCCUCACAAGUGUCCUGUCUGUAGCCGCAGCUUCAAUCAGCGGUCCAACCUCAAGACCCACCUGCUCACCCACACCGACAUCAAGCCCUACAACUGCUCCGCCUGCGGGAAGGUGUUCCGACGUAACUGUGACCUCCGGAGGCACAGUCUGACCCACAACCUCGGAGCUGUUGCGGAGGCUGCCCCGCUCAGUCUGGAGGCGGCGGCGGCGAGGGACAAGGCGGAGGCUACUCAGUCGGAGUCCACGGUGGCGACUCAAGAGUUGACUUAGAAGUGUCUUGAGUCUAUCAAUAUUUCCAAGGUGAUCAAUGCCAUCAUGCAGCUCUCAGAGUCGCCAAGUGACUUGUGAGUUUCCAUAAACUCUUGUUGGUUUGGUUAAUUUGAGCAUUUUAGGGAAUUAUUUUUAUGUAGAAUCGUGGGACGAAUGUCGUGCUGAGAAAAGUCUUGAGUUCAUCAUAAUUCCUUUCAUCAUAUUAACGGAAUGUCGUUGUCACCAAACACCUUUCAGAGUUUUAAGAAGACUUAUACCUUAACAAGGACUCUUAAAUGAAGUAUAAUGUUGAACUUAUUGAGAGAAUUUGCUUGAUGAAGAAUUGUGUUAAAAAGCAUUAUAUGUCAUAGAAGACUUGAGAUACAGGAAGGUUCAUGACAUGUCUCUUUUAUAUUUUUCUGACAUAUCAUUAACAACCUCUUCCUGAAACAGUAUGAUUGAACGAAGACAUUCGGAUGAAAUAGAGUACGCCACUGAAGAACACUUCUGGCUGAAACUACGUCAUAUUUCUCGUUGCUAACUCAUUCCCAUUUAAGGGUUUAUACGUUUGUAAGGUAAAAUAAAUGGGGCUUCUUUACUUAUUUCGUGAUGUCUUAAUAUGAGUGAAAAAAUUAUACUUACUUCAUUAACUAACUGGUUAUAGUAGUUCCGUGGGAGUGAUAAUGACUGCAUAUAUAUAUACAUAAGCUGUAAGGUUUAUUCAAUAUAAUACCUUAUUGUGUAAAGUUGUUGAUUGCAAAGUUUUACUAAAAUAUCUCUUAUAUUUAAGUUGUACUUCUUUCUCACUUAAAUAGUAUAUUUUCUGAUUUUAAUAGUACUAGGAAACACUAGCUAUGGAAAAUGUUGUAAAUGAUUGCCAAUUAUUCUCACAACGUCUCUAAACAUAAGACUUUGAUUAUAAUGCUGUGAUAUUUGGGGCAAUCUUUUUAUAAUUUUGUUUUCAUUUUCACCAAUGUUUAUGUAAUUAUAUUCUGUGUGUUUACUGUGCAGUGGUUAAAAGGUUAUUACUGCUUACAUGAUAAAGUCUUUGUAAAGACAUGAGCAUGUUACAGUCAUAAUUUCUGCACAAAGAUGUGCUUUUUUUAAGAAAGUGUUGUUUUCUUAAUACUAAUGAAAUUUUCUGAGCUACUUACGAAUUUGAGUAAGAUGUUGCUUUGAAAUUGCCAGGAUUUUUCAUGUCUGAUUACAUUUAUGCUCUUUAAUUGUAGUGGAAAAUACCUGUGGCAAGAAUACAUAGGCGCCCUUCUAACCUUGAACAAAACCAGGUUCUUAGUUAAUAAUUUAACAAUUCUCACAUAGAUUGUGUUUAUAUUCAUGUCGUUCUCUUAGUUGUAUUGUUAGUUAAAUAGGUCUGUAAAUUAUAGCAUUUCUAAAUAUUGUAAUAAAUAUUUGUUUUUGUGCAAUCACUUUUUUACGUAAGACUAGAGAGUUUAAUAAUGUUUUUGCGUAGUUUUAACAUGUAUUUGACCUUUUUGACUGAUCUUUCUGAUCUUUUAGAUACGUGUAAUGUAUAUAUGAAAGGUAUCGUUAUUAGUUUUAAGUUUGCUGAUUCCUUCAAUUAUGUCACAUAUGUUCGACACUCGAUUGUACAAAAGCUGAAUAGUUUAAACUGUAAAUGCAGUUUUUAUAGUGCCUUUUCUUGUUCAGUAUUUUUAUACAGGGUGUUCAUUUGAAAACUUUCCAUAUCUGUUGUGUG
Molecule: messenger RNA, 2924 nt
Organism: Macrosteles quadrilineatus (aster leafhopper)
Lineage: Eukaryota; Metazoa; Arthropoda; Insecta; Hemiptera; Cicadellidae
Product: protein bowel-like
Exons: 2
Coding region: 149-1228 (359 amino acids)
Biological process (GO): embryo development; embryonic pattern specification; embryonic hindgut morphogenesis
Cellular component (GO): nucleus
Molecular function (GO): DNA-binding transcription factor activity, RNA polymerase II-specific; RNA polymerase II transcription regulatory region sequence-specific DNA binding
Source: RefSeq, a predicted model, not a curated record